GCGCACGGGAACGGGAGCGGCCCGGAGAGCCCGAUCGCGCCAUGGAGGCGGCAGCGGGCGGCCGCGGCGGCUUUCAGCCUCACCCGGGGCUGCAGAAGACGCUGGAGCAGUUCCACCUGAGCUCCAUGAGCUCCCUGGGCGGCCCGGCCGCCUUCUCGGCGCGCUGGGCGCAAGAGGCCUACAAGAAGGAGAGCGCCAAGGAUGCGGGCGCGGCCUCGGUGCCGGCUCCCGUGCCUGCGGCCACCGAGCCGCCGCCCGUGCUGCACCUGCCUGCCAUCCAGCCGCCGCCGCCGGUGCUGCCCGGGCCCUUCUUCAUGCCGUCCGACCGCUCCACCGAGCGCUGCGAGACCGUGCUGGAGGGGGAGACCAUCUCGUGCUUCGUGGUGGGCGGUGAGAAGCGCCUGUGCCUGCCGCAGAUCCUCAACUCCGUGCUUCGCGACUUCUCACUGCAGCAGAUCAACUCGGUGUGCGACGAGCUGCACAUCUACUGCUCGCGCUGCACGGCUGACCAGCUGGAGAUCCUCAAAGUCAUGGGCAUCCUGCCCUUCUCCGCGCCCUCGUGCGGGCUCAUCACCAAGACGGACGCGGAGCGCCUGUGUAACGCGCUGCUCUACGGUGGCGCCUACCCGCCGCCCUGUAAGAAGGAGCUGGCCGCUAGCCUGGCUCUGGGCCUGGAGCUCAGCGAGCGCAGCGUCCGCGUGUACCACGAGUGCUUCGGCAAGUGCAAGGGGCUGCUGGUGCCCGAGCUGUACAGCAGCCCCAGCGCAGCCUGUAUCCAGUGCCUCGAUUGCCGCCUCAUGUACCCGCCGCACAAGUUCGUGGUGCACUCGCACAAGGCCUUGGAGAACCGGACCUGCCACUGGGGCUUCGACUCCGCCAACUGGCGGGCCUACAUCCUGCUGAGCCAGGACUACACGGGCAAGGAGGAGCAGGCCCGCCUCGGCCGCUGCCUGGACGACGUGAAAGAGAAGUUUGACUAUGGCAACAAGUACAAGCGGCGGGUGCCCCGGGUCUCCUCUGAAGCCCCGGCCUCCAUAAGACCCAAAACAGAUGAUGCCUCUUCCCAGUCCCCUGCAUCUUCUGAGAAGGACAAGCAGUCUAGCUGGCUCCGGACUUUGGCCGGCUCCUCCAAUAAGAGCCUGGGCUGCGCUCACCCUCGCCAGCGUCUCUCUGCGUUCCGACCCUGGUCCCCUGCAGUUUCAUCCAGUGAGAAGGAGCUCUCCCCACACCUCCCAGCCCUGAUCCGAGACAGCUUUUACUCCUACAAGAGCUUCGAGACAGCGGGGGCUCCCAAUGUGGCCCUUGCCCCGCCAGCCCAGCAGAAGGUUGUACACAGCCCGCCAUGCAGCACUGUGGUCUCCCGGGCCCCCGAGCCUCUUCCCACUUGUAUCCAGCCCCGGAAGCGGAAGCUGACUGCAGACACCCCUGGAGGCCCGGAGAUGCUGGUGCCCGUAGCUGCUGCGGAGGAGGACAAGGACUCGGAGGCCGAGGUCGAAGUGGAGAGCAGAGAGGAAUUCACUUCCUCCUUGUCCUCGCUGUCCUCACCGUCCUUCACGUCAUCCAGCUCUGCCAAGGACCUGAGCUCCCCAGGUGUGCACGCCCCUCCCGUGGCCGCCUCAGAUGCCACAGCCCACGCAGACGCCCCGAGUGGGCUGGAGGCGGAGCUGGAGCACCUGCGGCAGGCUCUGGAGGGCGGCCUGGACACCAAGGAAGCCAAAGAGAAGUUCCUGCACGAAGUGGUCAAGAUGCGUGUGAAGCAGGAGGAGAAGCUGAACGCUGCGCUGCAGGCCAAGCGCAGCCUCCACCAGGAGCUGGAGUUCCUGCGAGUGGCCAAGAAGGAGAAGCUGCGGGAAGCCACAGAGGCCAAGCGCAGCCUGCGGAAGGAGAUCGAGCGCCUCCAAGCCGAGAACGAGAAGAAGAUGAAAGAGGCCAACGAGUCUCGGGUGCGCCUGAAGCGGGAGCUGGAGCAGGCGCGGCAGGUCCGGGUGUGUGACAAGGGCUGUGAGGCCGGCCGCCUGCGCGCCAAGUACUCGGCUCAGAUUGAGGACCUGCAGGUGAAGCUGCAGCAUGCGGAGGCUGACCGCGAGCAGCUGCGGGCAGACCUGUUGCGGGAACGCGAGGCGCGGGAGCACCUGGAGAAGGUGGUGAAGGAGCUGCAGGAGCAGCUGUGGCCCCGGCCACGCCCUGAGAAUGCCGGCGGCAGUGGUGGUGGGGAGGGCGCCCCUGAGCUGGAGCCCUAGCCCAAGCCGCCCGCCGCCGGGCACAACCACGCCAGGCGCGGAGAGCAGCGGGCAGGGGUGCGGGCUUCUGCAGGCCUGGCCCGCGCCUCUGCGGCCAUACAGCACAACGUCUCUACUGUGCCUAUUACCAAGCGAGUGUUUGUAACUACACACUUUUGGAAUCCACUGCAAAAUUUUCUACUGGCCAAGUUCAAGCAAGCAGGCCGCAUUCCGGGCUGCGGCAGAGGCCAGGCCAGCCCAGCGGCUGGUGCCCAGCCUCUGCUUGCUGGAACAUUCUAACAUUUACACUUUUGUUAUAAGCUAUUUAAAACCAGUAAGGAGACUUGAUACUCAGAAGACCCACACGUUUUUUAUGACUAACUUUUAAGAACCCCAACGCGAAACGCCAUCUGGAGACCUGGCGCGGGGGGCGCUGCCCUCCCCGCCCGGAAGCCAUCAUGCUCAUCUGUGCCCGCGGCUGCGAGAGGACAGCAAGGGUUUUUCUUCAGAGUCUAUUUUUUCAGCGACAAGGACCUGGAUCUUCCUGCUGCUGCCAGGAACAGCAGGGAGAGUGCCGCGUGCGAGAUGAGCCCAACACUGCCCGCCUUACCGCCGCCCGCCCCGUGUCCUUGCCACCGCCCCGCAGGCCCCGGGAAGGCAGAGCCACCAGGAGCCUGGAGAGCCGCUGGCUGCCCUGGGCUCCACCAUGCCCGGCCCUGCCCGGCCCGCCACCGCCCGGUGGAGCGAGGUGCUGCCCUGCGUGGGGCGUGCGAGGCGGCCGGCACACCCUCCCCCUCCGGGAACACGCCGCGCGUUCAGUCUGCAAACGUCGCUCCUCGUUUCCGACUGAGGCUGCAGCAUUGGAACAAAACACAGCAUUACUAUUACUUUUUUGUUUGUUCAUUUAAACGUGUAUUUAGAACUGCACUUUGUCAAAAGUUUUCCCUUCUCUUUUUACUCCCCAGUUAACUGAGGUUUUUACAGAUUUCUAGAGCAGUUCAAACCCUAUGUGCUUGAGUGCUUAGAAUCCCCUCUGGUGCUUGGUUGAACAAGGGAAUCACAAGGAAACGAAACGCAGAAACGAACUUGGGGCUCGUCCUGUGCCUUCCAGCAUUGUGUACAGAAACCCUGGCUCCUGUCUUUUUACCCCCAAUCCCGUCUUCAGUAGCGAUCGAAUCUGCCACUGUCGAAAUAAGUUACUUGCAUUUAUUCCAAAUAAUCUCGUUUACUCUCAACUGUUUAUGCAAAUUGUAUAAGGUUUCUUAUGCCCAAGCUUGAAAAAUUACUUCCCAGUAGACAAGAGGCAGCCACCCGUCCUGAGACCGUGGUGUUACUUCACGUAAGAACGCACAGGAGCUCUUUGCCCAAGUCCAGUCCAACACCGUGGCAGCCACGAGCUGAGGGAGGUGGAGAUGGCUUGUGCAGGUACAAACGACCUCAAAAUUGUCAACCGCCGGCAGCAACAAGCAGAGACCAGAGACUGCAGAACCCUGACAUUCGGGUGAUGGAAUCGUCCGCAGGGUUCGCCCUUGGUUUACUAAGGGGGGCUCGGUUGCUGCCGGGAUCCCCCCCUUUCCCGAAGUGCAAUGCAAAAGGGACAUCAUGUAUAUGCAGCAUUUACUUGGAGUUUUUCUCUUUCUUUUGCAGUUAUGAAACCUGUAUGCAUGGGAUUUCACGCCUCUGCCAUAGCAGACCCACCCAUGGGCAUUAUUACCGUGUCUUGUAAAGGGUCAGUUUUGUUACACAACACGCAGAGCGCUGUUCUCAGCCUUGUUUUCCAGACUUGUGUGUUUUCAGUCAUUUCUUCAAGGGAAACUAAACGAUUUAGUUUGAGCAAAGCUUUAAGUGUGUUGGCGUGCUUCUGUGUGACGUCCUUGUCGCCAGCUGCAGGCGGCAGUGAGUCGGGCCCAGCUGGAGGUUUAGCUCCACAGGGACGCGCUUUGCUCAGCUCUGUUAGGUGGGGCUGCCCCUCUCCCUGCCCCUGCCACCGUGACACCCCGGUGUCCUUGCUGAGUGCUGUCCGUGACAGUGGGAAGCACUGUGUCUACACGGUGACUCGCUGGGCACUGGCUGGCCUCGGAUGGCCUUGCCGACCCAUGAGUUUGUCGCCCCUUGGCUUGCCCCUCUGGGGUAGUGGCACAGGGCAGGUGCCCCUGCAGCAGCUGGGCACGGGGCCCUCCGGGCCGCUCUGCAGCUCCCGCCCCUCACCCUGGUCGUGGUCCAGGGAAGGCUGGCAGGGUGCUGGGUUGUCCCAGCCACUCUGAUGUAGGGUGACCGUGGGCUGGGGCUUCCCCGGGGCCGCCAGUGCGGCAGGCUGCAAGUUCCGUUUCUUUGCAGGAGGGAGAGCCCCCACUCCAUUAUCGCAGGGGUUGUGUAUUCAGCUUAAGUACUCAUCAUUUCUAUCCUGAAAGAUUUUAACGAAGGGAAAAACAGCAAUAACAUUCAUAUCUGUGGAGCAGCUAACUCGUACAUGACUCCCCGCUUUCCGUACAGAAACUAGCCAAUGUAAAAACAACUAACAUGUAAAUACUUUUUUUCAUUUUACACCGUUGUAUUAUACAUGUAUAUGGUGGCUCCUUUUUCAGAAACUUUCUUACUUGGUAGUUGUCUUGUUUUCCGGGCUGUUUUUAACUGAGGAAGAAAAUUGCUUGCCCGCCAGUGGGACCGAGUGGCCGGCCGGGGUCCUGGUGGCGUCUCCUCCCUCGGCCGAGCCGCAGCCCUUGCCCAACCCAGCCUCGACCUCUGCCCCCUGCCCCGCGCCGUGGGCUGAGGGGCACCUCUUGCUUUACGUCAGGAGUCUCAAGUGACAUUUUUUCAAUUAAAGGAAAAACCCCAUUUCCAACCUUUACAUGCUCCAGAGCCCCUGCCCCUGCCGUGUCCUCUGCUGCUGCUAAUGACAAUACGACGGCUUACUCUGCUACUCGAGAGCUAUUUUUAUGUAAUUAAUGUAUGCUUUCUUGUUUAUAAAUGCCUGAUUUAAAAAAGGAAAAAAGAAAAAGCUUGGCAUAUUUAUCUAUUUCGCUGUGUACCUGUUAGUCCUCCCGCCCCCUUGGAAGUGAUGACAUUGUACAAUAAAGGACUCGGAGAGCA
Molecule: messenger RNA, 5309 nt
Organism: Chinchilla lanigera (long-tailed chinchilla)
Lineage: Eukaryota; Metazoa; Chordata; Mammalia; Rodentia; Chinchillidae
Gene: Ski
Product: SKI proto-oncogene
Biological process (GO): negative regulation of BMP signaling pathway
Cellular component (GO): nucleus
Molecular function (GO): DNA-binding transcription factor activity, RNA polymerase II-specific; SMAD binding; RNA polymerase II cis-regulatory region sequence-specific DNA binding
Source: RefSeq, a predicted model, not a curated record